Molecule: messenger RNA, 803 nt
Organism: Cantharellus anzutake
Lineage: Eukaryota; Fungi; Basidiomycota; Agaricomycetes; Cantharellales; Hydnaceae
Product: ribosomal protein S12/S23-domain-containing protein
Exons: 3
Coding region: 36-521 (161 amino acids)
Biological process (GO): translation
Cellular component (GO): ribosome; small ribosomal subunit
Molecular function (GO): structural constituent of ribosome
Source: RefSeq, a predicted model, not a curated record
CCACGAACCUGCAAGGUUGUCACACAACCUCCGAGAUGUUGCGACUCUCCUUCUUUCGACAAACAUUGCCAGCGAGCAUAUUGUUCCAUCCAUUUGUGCCUUCUUUUCGCUUUUUUUCGUCCUCUCUGCCAUUAUCUGCUACACUAAACCAGGUUAUGCGGGGGGCACGCAAAAAGUUCUUAAAUCGGUCUAAAUCGCCAGCCUUAGAAAACUGCUAUCAGCGGAAAGGCGUGACACUCGCUGUAAUGACCAUGAAACCAAAGAAACCCAAUUCUGCCGAACGGAAAGUCGCGAGAGUCAAGCUGACGACAGGAAAGAAUGUGCUUGCGUACAUUCCUGGUGAGGGACACAACCUUCAAGAACAUAGUGUUGUGCUCGUCAGAGGGGGCCGAACUCAGGAUCUUCCUGGUCUCAGAUAUAAGCUUGUUCGUGGUGCGCUUGAUUUCGGUGCUGUCGCUGGCCGGGUUAUAUCACGCAGUAAAUAUGGGACAAAAAAACCAAAAUCAGCUUCACCCGCAUAAUAACUUGUGCUUUUGUUGGCGAAGAUUGGCUGAUAAUUCAUUGCCGAAUGAUGAAUACAGCCCAUGCCUUGUAAUCAUACUCGACAGUCCCAACUGCCACCAUGAAAUCAUUUGCUGUCGAGAUCUGACUCCUUAGGCUCAGGAGACCUCAUUUCUGCUCCUUUCGAUGCGUUCUACUUCAGUAUUUAUCGCCCAGCACCAUGCAUCCCUCUCCAAAGUGCUUCUUGCUUUAAGUAUAAGGAAUUUAGGCUUUGUGCCCAACUUAGUAGAUGUAGUGACCUU